Molecule: messenger RNA, 777 nt
Organism: Marmota monax (woodchuck)
Lineage: Eukaryota; Metazoa; Chordata; Mammalia; Rodentia; Sciuridae
Gene: Phka1
Product: phosphorylase kinase regulatory subunit alpha 1
Biological process (GO): glycogen metabolic process
Cellular component (GO): phosphorylase kinase complex
Molecular function (GO): calmodulin binding
Source: RefSeq, a predicted model, not a curated record
UGUCAUGGACUUUCUGUGGAAGGUUUUGUUCUUCCUUCUUCAACUACUAGAGAGAUGACUCCAGGUGAGAUUAAAUUCUCUGUCCAUGUGGAAUCUGUCCUGAAUCGUGUACCUCAGCCAGAGUAUCGCCAGCUUCUGGUUGAAGCCAUCCUUGUCCUCACCAUGCUAGCAGAUAUUGAAAUUCAUAGCAUCGGAAGCAUCAUUGCUGUGGAAAAAAUAGUGCACAUUGCCAAUGACUUGUUCCUUCAAGAACAGAAAACCCUCGGCGCAGAUGAUAACAUGUUGGCAAAGGAUCCUGCAUCUGGCAUCUGUACUCUUCUGUAUGACAGUGCACCCAGUGGCAGGUUUGGCACAAUGACCUACCUCUCCAAGGCAGCCGCCACCUACGUGCAAGAGUUCCUGCCCCACAGCAUCUGUGCCAUGCAGUGAGGGCUUUGGGUCCUGGCUACUAGGAGUCUUUUGACAGCUGGUCCCUGUCUCAGUUGAUUGUGCAUGGAACUGAAAUGUUAAUGCCUGAUCACUCCCCCCUGCCCCUUCCUGUCCCAUCCUCCCAAGAAGAGAGAACUUUGCUGAUAAACUAACUGCUUUAGAAGAAGUGAACCCUUACCUGGAGUCUCACCUCCAGUGCAUCUGCUCAACAAAACCUUUCAAUUAUUGUCAAUUCUUUCAUGGUUCAUAAAAGUUUGCAUGUGUUUUUAUUCUAUAGAUCUAUUGCCAGCUUAGUUUUCUAACUCCUGUUUCAGGAGCAGAUAUUAAUAAUAACUUAUUCCUAAAGUU